This is a messenger RNA of Rubroshorea leprosula, 1621 nucleotides long. The record is from the annotation of a GenBank genome assembly. NCBI's taxonomy places the organism in Eukaryota, Viridiplantae, Streptophyta, Magnoliopsida, Malvales, Dipterocarpaceae.
AACAAAGAUAUGAGGAUCUUUGCAAAGCUCUCUGCACCACUCUGCCUCCUUUUUGUCUUCCUCUGUCUUAAGACUGCCUUCUCAUCCUCUAUACAUGCUUCUUCCUUCUCAACAACGCAUCUUUGCUCUCAUGAGGAGGCUCUUGCUUUGCUGCAAUUCAAGACAUCCUUCUCCAUCAAUUACACUGUUCCGAAUCCAGAUUCUUGUGGGGAAAAUUAUUCUAAGAUUGAGUCAUGGAAGGGAGGCCAAUUACUUUGAUGGAAAUAUACCAUUUGGGUUUCCAGAGGGCUGUGGAUUACAAAAUCUCAACUUGCAUGGAAAUCAAAUGGACGGGCUUUUACCAAGGUCUUUGGUGAAUUGCAGCCGGUUAGAGGUUCUAGACGUUGGCAACAACAACAUAAGUGAUACAUUCCCUCAGUGGUUGGAAUCUCUACUAGAGCUUCAAGUGCUUGUCUUAAGGGCCAACAAGUUUCACGGUUUCGUGCAUAGCACCAAAGAAGGUCCAUCUUUUCCCGAGUUGCGAGUUCUGGACCUCUCCAGCAAUUAUUUUGUUGGUGCUUUGCCUGCUCGGUACAUUGAAAAUUUUAAUGCGAUGAUGGACCCUCAUAAAGAUGGUGGUUCCCCUAAAUACAUGAUGGUGUCGACAGGAGCCAAUUCUUAUCAGUAUUCACUAGUUGUGACAUGGAAGGGAUUCGACUAUGAGCUGCAGAAAAUCUUGACCAUAUUCAGUAGUAUUCAUCUCUCAAAUAACAUGUUUGAGGGAGAAAUUCCAGAUGUUAUUGGAAAGCUUAGUUCUCUCAAAGGGCUUAAUCUUUCUCAUAACAACCUUACUGGUCAUAUCCCACCGUCACUAGGGAAUUUGAUGAAUCUGGAAUGGUUGGAUCUCUCUUCCAAUGAGCUGGCAGGGAAAAUUCCUGAUGAAUUGGUAUCUUUGACCCAACUCUGUGUAUUGAAUCUUUCAAAUAAUCAUCUUAUCGGACGCAUACCACAGGGCAAUCAGUUCAAUACCUUUGAAAAUGGUUCUUAUGAAGGAAACCUUGGACUGUGUGGAUUCCCAUUGUCAAAAUCUUGUGAUGGAAUUGGGACACCGCCGAGCUCCUUCCAAGAAAAAGAUGAGUUGUGGAGAUUUGGCUGGAGAGCUGUGGUGUUAGGUUAUGGAUGUGGAGUUGUUUUUGGACUGCUGAUGGGAUAUCUUGUCUUCCGAACAGGAAAACCAAAAUGGUUUGUGUCUUUGUUUGAUGGCCGACCAAGUCAAGGUGGAAGGAAGAUGAGGAAAGCCAGAAGACUUGUUCAAAGAAGAAGCUAGUUGCAGAGUUGAUGUUUUAGAGCUUCUGAUUUAAUGUUUCCUGAAUAAGUGCUUUUUGGGUUUGAAGUUUCUGUUAUGGAUGGCAUUGGCUUGUCUAAAAUUGUCAGCCUACUAUUGUCUUUAUUAUGCUUUGUAAUUUUGUCUUUCUUUAUUGUAAAAUAUAUUUGAAGUUUCAAGCUGUUAAUCUUUCGUUAUUAAUGUACUUCCUUAAAUCGGUUGGUAUCAAACUGGAAGCGAAGGUGUGUCAAGUUUCAUUCUUUACAGUUUUUGUUCUUGAGAUUCCCAUUAGCAGAGUCAUAAAAAUUCUUGCUUUAC